Messenger RNA from Darwinula stevensoni, 1521 nucleotides. Lineage: Eukaryota; Metazoa; Arthropoda; Ostracoda; Podocopida; Darwinulidae. The record is from the annotation of a GenBank genome assembly.
UUUAAUAGAUGGCAGCUUAAUGGGCCUUUCAAACUAUUGGGUUUAAGGAAGUCUGAUGGACGAGGACGAAUACGUGGAGUCGGAGUGGCCAGAUGAUAGCCAGGCCACGUAUGAUUUCCAAAACUUCCCUUCUUACUCGGAUGAAGAUGGCCAAUAUGGGGAUGAAGAUUUCAGCAUCUUGGACAUUGCGAUACACUGUGUCCUCCCAACGGCACGAGAUGCCCUCUUCCACUUUGGUCAAGUGCUCAUUUAUUGCUUCCUUUUUCGCUUCUCAACACAGAUCUUGACACUGCCUGGAGCUGCCGUGCAUUUCUUCUCAAGCUCCCUGGGAUUGAUUUUGUUAUGGAACUUCUUUGAGGUGCAGGUCAUCUACUUCAUCAUCGUGGCCACUGUGGCAUACGUGUGCCUAUUCGUCUCUUCGAGAUUCAAAAGAGAAUCUUCUGGGAUCAUCUGUGCCUCAAUCUGUAUUCCUCUUGUUGUAUAUUGUGAACUGAAACUUGCCGAACCGUCCGAUUGGCACAUGAUUCGAGGAGCUCAAAUGCUGCUUCUCAUGAAGGUCAUCUCUGUUGGAUUUGACUUAGAUUCUGGGAAAAUCUCUUCCUUUUUAAAUCCAUUGGAAUUCAUGGGUUAUAUAUUCCAUGUUGGCUCUGCCAUUUUUGGGCCUUGGAUUUCAUAUGAAGACUAUUGCAAAACUCUGCAUCGACCACCUUUUAACUUUUCAUGGGUGGUGAAGAUUCUGAAGAGUUCUGUUUUAGCUUUCACAUUCCUGUCCAUAUCCACCUGUUGGUCAGAAGUCUUUGGGUGGUAUUUUACAUGGAGGUGGGCCCUGGCCUACAGGGAUGCUCUGAGUUUCAGAGCCAGUCAUUAUUUUGUGUCCUACAUGUCAGAGGCAUCUGUCGUGGCUUCAGGAGUUGGAGCAGACAAAAGUGGAAGCUGGAAUGCUGUGACAGUCACUCGACCCCGGUACAUAGAGUUUCCGCGAUCUCUCGUUGAAGUGGUUGUGCACUGGAAUGUUCCCAUGCAUCAGUGGCUCAAAACAUACGUCUUCAAGACGACUCGAAGAUACGGUCGGCUGAUCGCCAUCCUGAUCACGUAUGCAGCCAGUUCAAUGCUCCAUGGUCUGAACUUCCAGAUAUGGGCUGUCCUCUUGUCCCUGGGAUUUUACACAUACAUUGAAUACAUGCUGCGAUUGAAGCUCGCUUCGAUAUAUGGUGCACCGAUUCUUGCAAAUCCUAACGCAAAGGAGGCGACCGACGCGUACAAAUGGUGGCAUCCGUGGAUCCUGGCUAUUAAUUGUGGCUUCAUGCUCCUCAAUGUUGCUCACUUGGCUUACUUGGGUCUCAUCGAUCGAGCACAAGGUGAAGGAUUCAACCUUGAGGAGUCUUCUGGGCUUGCAAACACUCUCACCAAAUGGGCAUCUUUGGAUUUUCUCAGCCAUUGGUAUGCUCUUGUGAUGUAUGGUUUCUAUGCUCUGAUCUAAGAUCUGAUUUAUUAUUUUUUAUUGUUAUAUUUAUUACUGGG